AUGUUCCAGGAAGUACACCGAUUGCAAGUGCCCGAAGCGAUGGUUGUCCCAGCGGAAGUGCACUUCUAUUUCCAUCAACUGGAACGCCGGUACAGUGUAGCGGUACCGGGCAAGGUUCUUGUCCAAGUGGUUAUCGGUGCCAAAAGAAUACGAAAACUGGAAGCUAUCAGUGCUGUACUCAUUGGAACCUGUGCCGCUGGAGAGAAAGAUCCAUCCGCCUAUGCUCCAGAAUCUUCGAAAUAUGACAUAUUUUCCCAAUUUUUGUUGGCUUUUUGUGAAUAUCUGCAACUUCUCAAGGUUAAAAUACUGAGAAGGGUGCCAAUGAGGUGGGAGGAUUUUUUUCCCUACACCAGUUUCUUUGGUUCUCGAGUCAAACCAGUGAUGCCAUGCCCUGGAGGCCAAUUCCAAGUGAGGCGCUACAUCAAUGGUCAAAUUUUGGAACGCUGCGAAGACCAGUGUCCACCUUAUCACUAUGCAGUCAAUGGUAUUUGCAAAGAACUUGCAUAA
Messenger RNA from Gongylonema pulchrum, 507 nucleotides. The record is from the annotation of a GenBank genome assembly. NCBI's taxonomy places the organism in Eukaryota, Metazoa, Nematoda, Chromadorea, Rhabditida, Gongylonematidae.